This is a messenger RNA of Drosophila melanogaster (fruit fly), 4288 nucleotides long. It is a transcript of the gene rha, whose product is annotated as rha. NCBI's taxonomy places the organism in Eukaryota, Metazoa, Arthropoda, Insecta, Diptera, Drosophilidae. The transcript is spliced from 6 exons. The record is from RefSeq and is marked reviewed. The coding region runs from base 168 to 4166 and encodes 1332 amino acids.
GUUCAGAGCGAGUAAGUAGUCACAUACAAAACUAUAUAAAAGCGGAGGUAACGGAACAGGAAGAUCGUAGUGGAACUCGAUGCACUAGCUUACGAGGAUCCACGUUUAAAUUUUGCUUUGAAAGUUUAACACUCUCCAAAUCGACAUUUCGCUACACUUACACAAAAAUGGUCAAGCCAUCCAAGGCACCUCGUUCGAUGACAGCCAGCGGUGGCCGCAGUGGUGGCCGAAGCGGAAGUGUCAGCUCCAAGGAUUCCGACCAGGUCUAUUGCGUGCUGCUCCACGUGGUCGAGGCGAUAAACUUCAUUGGACGCGAUGCCACAGAUCGGCAGCAGAUAGUGAUGAACGCCGCUCUGAACAGUGUGGACUUUGAGGUGGAGGGCACCCAGUCGGAGGAGACCAUUAUCUUUAACAGCAACUGUAUCUGGGAGUGUGACCUGGCUGGGAUUAAGCGGCUCAAAACCGAUCACCGUCCCGUCAAAAUGACCUUCUAUGCCUGUCGUGGCGGCGGAGCGGAACGAAAGACCAUUGGUACGCUGCUCCUGCCCGUCCGAGGACUGCCAGUGCUCGGCACGGUGGGCAGCCACAAUAGCCCGCACUUGAAGAUGUUCUGGCACAAGCUAAUCUGCACCUCCAGUGAGUUCCGCUCCCACAAGCCGGAGGUGCUGCUCAUGCUGACCAUUAUCAAGAAGUCCAUCCUCCACACCAAGGACUUUGAACACUUUAUGCAGUUCACCGAAGUCAAAUCGCCACCCACACCCCCGAUGCAGUCGCCCGGACACUCGAUAACUGCUAGCAUGCUCCAGUCGCAGGCCAACGUCUAUGUACAGUCUUUGGUGCAACUGGGCCUGCUGCAGGUGGGCAAUGAUCCGCUAGUCGAUUGUGACAUUAUCGAGGUGGUGCUGCAGCUGAAGCAGCUAAGGAACGUGACCGGGCUGGUGAAGUCGCUUAACCAGGGCAAGCCACCAAGCUCCGUGAUCUUGGUGUUUGACUUUGUGGGCAAUGUAACCAACAUUGAGUUAAAGUUAAACGAAUCCGACACCUACACUCUCAACGAUGUCCUUGGACUGCGUUUCAAAACAUCCUUGCGCAGCAUGAGGCUCUAUUUUCAGCGCAUCUUCUAUCUGCCCAUUAACAUGUACAUGAAUGGAACGGCUAUAGCUCAUUACCGCAUGGACUUUACUAAUCUACUACCUGCGGAUGACUUCUUCUCCGACAACCGAAAGUACACUUCCAACGGCUCCUUCUCCUUUAACCGAUUUGGCCGGACGGACAGCGGCAGGGAACCCAAGCCGCCACUAAUGGAGUACACUUUUAGUGUGGAUCUUAAGACGAUAUUUUCACGACAGGAACAGGAGGAGCCCGAACGAACACCUUCGAUUGCCAGCGGCAACUUGGAUAGCGAGGAUGAGCAGUACUUGGGACAGACGUUUUGCGCAUCAGUAGUUCGUUCGAGAUUGAAUUUGAAUGAAAGUGAAGAGACAGAUGAAAUUGCAUCUAAUGUAAUGAAACAAUUGGCAAAUGAUUCCGAAACAGAAGUAAUCGAAAUGAAAUCUAAUACCAAAAACUCAAAACAUAAUACAUCGCCACAAAGAAAGUCCCAGGAAUCAAAAAAAUUAAUCAGGGAAUCUUCAAGAAAUACCAGAAACUCUUUGGAGAAUCUCCAGAACGUUGAUGAACUUACUUCUUUAGACUUGUUCGAGCUGGAGGAAAAAAGACAAGAAAAGAUAGCUGAGUUGGAAAGGAUAAAAGCAGGUCAAAGCGAGUCCUUACUGCAAACGGAGCUCAAAGUAAAAAAACACAAAAAGGCAGACCUUGAAUUGCAGGGGAAAAAAAGCCAACUAGAAACAAUUAAUGAGGUCCCACCAAAAUCUUUAAGAAAAUCUAAACCUGUUUCCCAAAGUGAACUAAAUAAUGUGCCAAAAAUCCAGGAAAAUCUUCCUAUAUUAAAUAAUCAAACGAAAGGAAGCCGCAUACAAAAGGAAAACUGCGAGGAGAAUAACGAGGAUUUAAGUUAUGCUCUUUCUGAAGAACACAGUUCCUCCAAUGAAAAGUUAGACAAAAAACCAGGAGCUUCUAAAACUAUGAGACCACCAGAGCACGUGGACACUGAUUUAGAGACAGACAUAAGUGUAUUUAGUAUCCAAAAGAAACGGAAAUCCAAAUCAAAACUAGUAAUAUCCAAUGAAUUGCAUAACUUUGAAGAUUCAUCCACAGAUACUCUGGAAAAAGGGAGACCUAACCCCUCUAAAGGCGAUCUAAAACUUCGGGCCCGUUGGGUGGAGGUUAAUAAAGUGCAGACUCAAGCCUUGAUUGAAACGGAAAAGUUUCUUCAGAAGACUUGCCCCGCUGAGCUCGACGAGGUCCUCUACGAGGAUCAGGUGGCGCUCGGUCAGGCAAAAACUUCCAAGCCAACAAAAAGGAAAGUUAAAAAACCCGAAGAGGAUAAGGUCAAAAGAAUCGAUUAUGAAACCUCUUAUGAGGAGGAAAUCACUUUCUGUCAUCCUGAAAAGGAUCCUAUGACAAUGAUAGGUGAAAAUCCGAUAAACCUAAACGAUUUGGCGAGCUCUGAAGAGUAUAUCUCUAUUUCGGAAGGCAAUUCAAAACCUGCUGAAAUUGUUUACACAGAAACAGAACAGCGGGUCACUUUUGUCAAUCCCAAACGAGAUCGUGAAAAGAAAAAAUUGAGCUCUUUGUCAAAGGACGAUCUUUUGGUUGAAGUCAGGUCCGAAGAAUAUAUCAAUCUAAGAUCCUCUGCUCGUUCUAAAACAGAUUGUGUUAGGAAAAAGAAAAAAAUUUCUAUACACGAGGAUCAGGUAUACCAGGCGGAGCUUACACCCUCCGAGGAACCUUCUUCGCAGUCUGAAUCUCGAGGGACUGAUAAUGCAAAUCCUAUCACUGAUCAGCCUCAAGUAGAUCGUGUAAAAAAAAAGAAGAGGGAUACGUCAGGAGACCAGCAGUUGUUCCACGUUGAGUACACCAGCUCCCAAAAAAGUAUCUCCAAGACGGAGGGUAAUGUAAAAUGCAAAGAGUUAAUAGAACCAGAUGUUGAACAAACAGAUGUUCAAGUCUUGAAAAAGAAGAAGCUUAAGAAGACUUUGGUAACGAAUGAUACUGUCGCUCAAGACUACGAAACUUUAGAAGAGGAAACAAUAAAGCCAGUCAAAAAGAAAAUAGUGAGGAAAAAAUCAUCGGUUAUUCUGGAGAAGAUAGAAGAUACCGAAAAUAAAGGACCAGCCGAUGAAGUUGUUUCUGUUGAGGCUAAAAAAAUUAUUAAAAAAAAGGCUAAGCCUGCGUGUGAUAAUCCAACAGUUGAGGAAUAUCCGAAAACGAAAAAAGGGGAAUCUCGAAAGUUAAAAAGCACCUCUAAAGAGCAUUUUACCAUGGAAAAGCCUUCAAGUACUAUUGACUCAAUAGGACAAAAAAUCAAGUCCUGGCGAAGGCAGCAAAUAGAUCUCUUUGAGCAGGAGCUGGCACGAAAAGAGAUGCACUACAUUAAACAGUUGGAGCAGAUGGAAAGCCAAGAGGCCAGAUUACAUCAACUGCACAAGGCGGACACGAAUUUGGAUGAGACCUUUAUAAGCAAAAUACCUAAUGUAUCGGAAGUUGACUACGAGGCGAAGUUUACAGAGCUCGAGGAGCACAUAGCUCUGCUGAAAUCUGAGAUGGAGGAACAGGUUAGGCUUUUCGAGAAUCGGAGUAGAGAGCUGCGGCAGGAGAACCUUCAGCUGUACAGCGAAAAAACGGAAUUAAAGGUGCGCAUCGCGGCCUUGGAACAGCAGAUUGGGGAUCUCAAGGCGCAGGGCUCCGACGAGGGAGACCUCAAGGAAGUACUCGGGGAACUAAGAUCGCAGCAUUACCGGUAUAAUAAUCUGGCCCGCGAAAAGGAACUCUUUAGGAAGCGUUGGCGCAGAUCGGCCAAACGGGUGCACGCCCUCAAACUGGCCAUGUACGAAAGGAGCUUGGAAAGGGAGCAUAGCAAUAUUAGAGUCGAACCCAUUGACCUUCGAAAGAUCCUAACCAAGGAUGCUGAGGAAUUCGAGCGGGAGUACGGACAGUUUCGCCAGAAUGGCAUGUCUCCAAGAUAUACCCUCAAUUCGCUGUCCGGAUCGGGUGACUUUGCGCCUCCAAACAGAAAGCGUAUGGUGGCGGCCCAUAAGAUUUAAAGAUACGAUCCAUUCGAUUUUACCAAAUUAACUGUGUGAACAUUGUUAUAAUUAUUUAACUUUAUUAAGUUUGUUCGUCUUCUGUUUUUUUUUUAAAUAUACACGCUAGGAAGUUUAGAUAU